AUGGUUGGCAUCCAUUUGCCGAAUAAUCAAAAACCUACCGUACUCGAUCUUCCACUGGAAAAAGCGAAAACUAUUGAGAAUCCGGAGCAGGAAACAAAAAGCGCCGCGUGUGAGAAGUUGGCGAAACGGAUUCACCUCUGCGUGGCAACGAUUAUUCUCGAGGUGCUCUCGUUGGUGGUUUUGGCGCUCUUCUUUGCCAACUGCUAUCAAGGCAUCCUCGUUGUUUUAACCUUCAUCCUCGGCCCGGUGAUUCUCUAUUUCAUCACGAUGAAAGCGAUGUUCGCCUAUUGGAUCACCAAGGAGGCGAAAGCGAUCAAGAGGAUGAGAAAUGUGAUUUACUUGGGCGCUUUCUUUUCCCUCUCCGGCUUCAUCGGGAUUCUCAUUGACGGAAUCUAUUACCGCACCCAGCCAUUUCUCAUCGUGUUCCCUAUCCUGCUCGCAAUCCAGAUCUACGGCGGACUUCUCUGGCACAAGAUUCACGUGAAAAUGAGUAAAAACGAGGACUACACCGAGCUGUCGCUCAUCUCGGCGAUUCGCCUCCGUCUAAUCGUUGUCGAUGCU
Molecule: messenger RNA, 561 nt
Organism: Mesorhabditis belari
Lineage: Eukaryota; Metazoa; Nematoda; Chromadorea; Rhabditida; Rhabditidae
Source: the annotation of a GenBank genome assembly